Conger conger (European conger) is the source of this 9145-nucleotide messenger RNA. RefSeq names its product myosin IXb-like (gene myo9bl). The transcript has 42 exons. The coding region runs from base 419 to 6991 and encodes 2190 amino acids. Gene Ontology annotation, biological process: intracellular signal transduction. Gene Ontology annotation, cellular component: myosin complex. The record is from RefSeq and is a predicted model, not a curated record. NCBI's taxonomy places the organism in Eukaryota, Metazoa, Chordata, Actinopteri, Anguilliformes, Congridae. Gene Ontology annotation, molecular function: microfilament motor activity; ATP binding; protein binding.
UGAAUGCUCGAUUCAUACAGAGAAAGGAAGUGGCAAAGUACAUUACUAGCAGUGUCUGUCGGCGGAACCGUAAAGUUUUAAAUGGGAUGUGCUUUUUAAUUUCUUGAUCGGUUUAACGUAUAUAAUCCGCAAUAGACACACCACUUCUGGUAUUCAAUUAUACGAUUAAUAUGAUUUCAGACAAGGACUUUGUUUGGAAAACUUUGUUGCUCCCUUUUGCGGUAGCGUCAUUGGCUAGCUAACUAGCCGCCUCGAUUUGUGUUUUGAGAGAAAGGGAACUUUGAUAUUUCUCUUUCCAAGUUUACGACUUUGCUACGAAUGGGAUUACAUUAUUCGGUUAAAAAAACACCAAAACCAGGUCGUCGAUGGUGAGUGCGGAGGCAGUGCGGUAUGCUGAAGCGUGCCUCCCGGUGCCAGAAUGAGUGUCACGGAUGGCGAGGGGACGGCAGGUAGCCAGGACGCGAGGACCUACGUUCUCCAGAUCUACCCGGACUCGCGGCUCUGCCCGGAGACGGCGUCAUGCUGCACCCUCCGCGUCGCCAAGGACGCCACGGCGGCGACGGUCAUCGCGGACGCCACGGGCUCCCUGGGGCUGGACGGCUCGCGGCGCUACGCGCUGGCCGAGGUGAAGGAGUGCGGCGGCGAGGAGUGGGUGCUGGAGGCCGGCGACCUCCCGGUUCAGCGGGUCCUCCUCUGGCCCCGCCGCGCCCAGGAUAGCCACCCGCAGGGCGAGGGCUUCUACUUCCUGCUCCAGGAGCGCAACCACGACGGCUCCAUCCACUACGGCCACAUGCCCGCCCUGCGGCGGGAGAGGGAGCACCGCCGGCUGCAGGCGCGCGGCUUCCUGCCCACGCGCCAGGAGGACUACGACGACCUGUGCAACCUGCCGGCGCUGACCGUGGACGGCAUCCUGGCCAACCUGCGCUCGCGCUUCCAGAAGCAGAAGAUCUACACCUACGCCGGGAGCAUCCUCAUCGCCAUCAACCCCUUCAAGUUCCUGCCCAUCUACAACCCCAAGUACGUGAAGAUGUACGAGAACCACCAGCUGGGCAAGCUGGAGCCGCACAUCUUCGCCAUCGCCGACGUGGCGUACUACGCCAUGCUGCGCGAGCGCGUCAACCAGUGCAUCGUCAUCUCCGGGGAGAGCGGCUCGGGCAAGACCCAGAGCACCAACUUCCUCAUCCACUGCCUGACGGCGCUCAGCCAGAAGGGCUUCGCCAGUGGGGUCGAGAGGACCAUCCUGGGGGCCGGGCCGGUGCUGGAGGCGUUUGGCAAUGCGAAGACCGCCCACAACAACAACUCCAGCCGAUUUGGGAAGUUCAUCCAAGUCAAUUAUCUGGAGGGCGGUGCUGUCCGAGGGGCGGUUGUGGAGAAGUACCUUCUGGAGAAGUCUCGGCUGGUCUCCAGAGAGAAGAACGAAAGGAACUACCACGUGUUCUACUACCUGCUGAUGGGGGCAUCGGAGGAGGAACGCAAGGAGUUCAAACUUCUACAGCCGGAAGACUACCUCUACCUCAAGCAGCAAAACUUUAAGAUUGAAGAUGAGGAGGACCUGCGGCACGACUUUGAGAGGCUCCAGCAGGCCAUGGAGAUGGUGGGCUUCCUCCCGGCCACUAAGAAACAGAUCUUCUCAGUACUGUCGGCCAUCUUGUACCUGGGGAACGUGACGUACCGCCGCAAGUCCACGGGCCGAGACGAGGGGCUGGACGUGGGGCCCCCGGAGGUGCUGGCCACGCUGUCCGACCUGCUCAAGGUCGAGGAGGAGCUGCUGGUGGAGGCGCUCACCAAGCGGAAAACGGUGACGGUCAACGACAAGCUCAUCCUGCCGUACAGCCACAGCGAGGCCAUCACCGCCCGGGACUCCAUGGCCAAGUCCCUCUACAGCGCGCUGUUCGACUGGAUCGUGCUGCGCAUCAACCACGCGCUGCUCAACAAGAAGGACAUGGAGGAGUCUGUUACGUGCUUGUCCAUAGGUGUGCUGGACAUAUUCGGGUUCGAGGACUUCGAGACCAACAGCUUCGAGCAGUUCUGCAUCAACUACGCCAACGAGCAGCUUCAGUAUUACUUCAACCAGCACAUCUUUAAGCUGGAGCAGGAGGAGUACCAGGCUGAGGGCAUCACCUGGCACAACAUCGACUACACGGACAACAUCGGCUGCAUCCACCUGAUCAGCAAGAAGCCCACGGGCCUCUUCUACCUGCUGGAUGAGGAGAGCAACUUCCCUCACGCCACUGACGAAACCCUGCUGGCCAAGUUCAAGCAGCAGCACCAUGGGAACAGGUACUUCGUGCCCACCCCGGUGAUGGAGCCCGCCUUCAUGAUCCGCCACUUUGCCGGCAUGGUCAAGUACCAGAUCAAGGACUUCCGGGAGAAGAACACGGACCACAUGCGCUCGGACAUCGUGGCCCUCCUGCGCAGCAGCGACCGGGCGUACGUGCGUCAGCUGAUCGGCAUGGACCCGGUGGCCAUGUUCCGCUGGGGCAUCCUCCGGGCCACCGUCCGCGGGAUGGCCGCCUUCAACGAGGCCGGCCGGCGCUGGGCCGCCAAGACCGCAGGUGUGGUUCGGCCCAGCUGUCGGACCCCUCUGGGGGAGCUGCAGAGGUCCAACACGCCCGUGGAGAAGAUGUACCGGGAAAUGCACGCUCAAAUCAUCAGCUCCAUAAAGGACUUGCGGCUGGACGGUGCCGACCCCCGAAAGUUACUGCAGUCUUGGGGUCGCCUGCGGUUCCCUCGACGGGCCCUUCAGAAAAAUAAGAACACCAGGCAGAAGCAGCUCAUUCCUAAGAACCUCAUUGAUUCCCGCUCCCUGAAGUACAUCGUGGGCCUCACCUUACACGACCGCACCACCAAAUCUCUGAUGCACCUGCACAAGAAGAAGAAACCCCCCAGCAUCAGUGCCCAGUUCCAGACCUCCCUCAGUAAGCUGAUGGCGACUCUCAGCAAGGCAGAGCCCUUCUUCAUCCGCUGCAUUCGCUCCAAUGCUGAGAAGAUGGAGAUGUGCUUCGAUGAGGCUCUGAUACUGCAGCAGCUGCGCUACACGGGUAUGCUGGAGACGGUGCGAAUCAGGAGGUCUGGCUACGGCGCCAAGUACACCUUUCAGGAAUUCAUCCAGCAGUACCGGGUGCUGCUGCCCAACAGGCCGGAACCAUCUCAGGAAGACAUCUCCGCCCUUCUGCAGAGGAUCCUCCCGGACGACACCACCUACCAGAUCGGCAAAACCAAGGUGUUCCUGAAGGAGCCGGAGAGGCAGGUGCUUCGGGACACGCGGCACAGGGAGAUCAUGCGGAAGAUCGUAUUCCUCCAGCGCUGGUUCCGCGCCAAGCUGGAGCGGCGGCAUUUCCAGCGCAUGAGGGAGUCGGCCAUCCUCCUCCAGCGGUGCUGGCGCAGGUUCCGGACGGCGAGCCGUGACCGGGCCGCCGUGAUGAUCCAGGCGGCGUGGCGGGGGUCCCGACAGAGGGCCGAAUUCCGCCGCCAGCGGUACUGCGUGAAGAAGAUGCAGGCGCUGGUCAGGGGCCACUCGGCACGGCGGAGGUGCCAGUCCUUGCGUGAAGAGAGGAGGAUCGAGGAGGAGGAGGCUGCCAGGAAGAAGGCAGAGGAAGAGGAGGAGGCGGCCAGACUGGCGAGAGAGGCCGAGCGGGAGGCCGCGGAGAAGAGGGCGAGGGAGGAGGAAGAGGAGGAGGAGGCGCGGCAGAGAGAGGCGCGGGAGAAGGAGGAAGAGCAGGCAGCUCUGGAGCCCACUGCUGACGGCGAGCAGGACAAAGAGGAGGAGAGAGAGGAGGCGCAGGAGGAGGUCCCUGUCCAGACUCCGGAUGCGCUCGCAGAGGAGGGAGCUGCGUCUCCGCAGCCUGAGGAAGAGGAGGAGGAGCCGGAAGAGGAAGAGGAGGUGGAAGCGCUUCCUGAUGCCCUCCAGCCGGCUGAGGAGGAGACUGGGCCCGUUGCCGAGGUGGAGGAGGUGAGGCCAGCCUCUGCCCCCCUGGCCGAGGAGGAAAGCUCGGAGGUGCGGCUUACCCAGCCAGCCCUGCCUCAGGAGAAGGAGAGGAGGCGCAGGACCCCGCAGCCCCAGAUGUGCGCCUCCUCCAGGAGCCAGGAGAAGCGGGAGCUGCGGAGGCAGCGGGGCCUGGAGCACAACCAGCGGGAGAGCCAGCGGGCCGCCUCCGCCGGCACGGAGGACCCGGCCGCCAAGGGCCGGGCUCAACCGCGCGCCGACAGCAAGGAGCUGGACCAGUACACCUUCAUCCCCUGGAAGAAGAAGGAGACGAAGUCGGCCUCCCCCGGCCCCACCCGGCCCUCCUCCCUGCCCCUGGCCCCCACCUCCCGGCCGGAGAGGAACGGGCACGGGGGCCCGCCCAGCCCCUCCUCCGUGCAGCGCUACACGCACGCCACCAUGAAGGAGAAGGCCGACCACUGGAGGGAGAAGAGGACCGAGGCGGGACACCUGGACACGCCCGACCCCAGGGCCUCAGAAGACCGCACUCUGCAGAUCCGAGCAAUGUCCAUGGAUAACUUGUCCGGACUGAACUCUUCUGAAUCUGACAGCUCUGGCGCUUCUCCAUCAAACAGAGAGGUCACGGGGCGGCGCAAACGCCGCAAAAACAAACGGCGGCUAGCCUUCGCGCGUAGCCGCCUGACGUUGCAAAACGACGAACUGGACGGCUCCCUGUCCCACUCCAUGUCCUUGCUCCCCAUGUGCAUUGGGGGGUCGCCUCGGCCGAGCCACGACCCGCAGGUUGUGUCCCCCUCAGAACUCUGCCCUGACGGGGCAAAGUUCAGCUCCCCCAGGCGGAGGACCAAUGAGGGCUCUGGUUCCCACGACAACGCCCAACCACAGCCGUCCACCCCAGAGAGAUCGGGGUUCCUGAGGAAGAUCCUGAAGAAGCUGCCGCACAAAGAAGCGCAGACGCCCGACGACGGAGACGUCACGCUGGCGCAGAGCCUCGCCGAGAGAGGAGCGGAGGAACCGUCGGGCAGCCGGACCCUGCGGAGGUCACGUGACACCAUCAAGAUCUGCACACGGGUCUCUGAGCCGUGGAACGCCUCGCUGGACCGUAAGAUCACCAACGUCAACGAGCUGCGGCAGCUGGACGAGUUCCUGGGGAACCAGGUGAAUGACCUGCGUUCGCAGGGGAAGGAUCUGUUGGCAACGGAGCAAAUCUUCCUCAUGGCCACCAGGGACUUCAGGGAGAUGAUCAAGGGCAUGUACUCGCUCGUGAAGCCGCAGAUCGGCUACAAGGCGCUGAUGAGCAGCUACGAGACGAGGGUGGCCCACCUGGCGGGGAACAGGCCCGAGACGGAGAGGCAGCUGGUGGUCAACCUGUUCCAGUCCGUGCUGGACGGCUUCAUUCGCGGGGAAGUCAAGAAGGAGGAAGCCGCGGAGGCCGAGCCUCCUAAGCCGGCGAAGGCGCGAAAGAAGAGGCGGAAGAAGGACAAGAGCAUGGAGAACCCGUUGGACCACAUGUUCAACACGUACCAGGUGAACAUCAUGCAGUCAUGUGACCACUGCCCCUUCUACAUCUGGGGCAUGGAGAAGGCCUGCAUGUGCACCUCGUGUAAAAUGGUGUGUCACAGGAAGUGCCUCUCUAAAAUCACCAUGUCCUGCUCCAAGAAGCAGUACGAGGAGUCUGACGGGCAGCACUUUGGGGUGAGCGUCUGCCGGCUGGUCUGCGAGAAGACCCCCGUCCCCGUCGUCAUGGAGAUGAUGCUGGAGCACGUGGAGAUGAACGGGCUGUACACGGAGGGCAUUUACCGCAAGUCCGGCUCCGCCAACCGCAUGAAGGAGCUGCACCAGCUGCUGGAGGCCAACCCGCACACGGUGUGCCUGGACGACUACCCCAUCCACACCGUGACCGGCCUGGUCAAGCAGUGGCUGCGGGAGCUUCCUGACCCCCUCAUGACCUUCACCCACUACAGCGACUUCCUGCAUGCCGUGGAACUGCCUGAUAAGCAAGAACAGCUCCAGGCCAUCUACAAAGUGUUGGAGCAGCUUCCCCAAGCCAACUUCAGCACUCUGGAAAGACUCAUCUUCCACCUUGUCAGGGUGGCGAAGGAGGAAGAGCACAAUCGCAUGUCCCCAAAUUGCCUGGCCAUCGUCUUCGCCCCCUGCAUCCUCCGAAGCCCGGACACCGAUGACCCCCUUAUGAGCAUGAAAGACGUUGCCAAGACGACCACGUGCCUGGAGAUGCUAAUCGUGGAGCAGACCAGGCGGUACAAUGAGAAGAUGGAGGAGAUUGAGCAGCUGGAGUGUGCAGAGGCCCUGGCCGUCAAGCAGCUGAAGCUAAAGAGGCAGAACACGCACUGGCACUUACCGCUCAGGUUUUCCUCUCCUUGCAUAGGAGCGGUGAUCCACGAGAAGGCGCGGCGCGUCGACCUGAGCGCGGUGCCGGAGAACGAGCCCGUGGACUCGGACACGGAGGGGGAGCUGUCCCUCAUGGAGCGCAUCAAGUCCAUCAAGCAGGAGAAGGAGGACUUGGCCUGCAGGCUUCCUGAGCUGGACCAGCCCGGUUCCGACCAGGAGAACCUGGACUCGGAAGCGUCCGUCAGCUCCGAGAGCCUGCUGGAAGAUCGGCCGGUGAACUCGGACACCGAAGGGAGGAGGACCGCGUUGCAGCGAAGGCUUUGGCCGGCCUGCCGCCCCGAACCCGCCCACCCGGGACCCCCAUCGAAAACGGCGAGCUGGCCGGCCGCCGUGACCCGGGAGCAGCUGCAGCGCCGCCAUCCCAUCAUCCCCGGCACCGUCAGGCUGCCCCACGGGGUGGCCUCCCUCGCGCAGGCCCCGGCCGCACGCUCCGUCUCAUUGGUCAAGAGGCGCGACCAACCCGCGCGCCGCAAAGACAGCAUCCAGUCCCUGUACAUCGUCCCGGGCCGGGGGCUCUACCCCCCGUCUCCCCCCCCCUCCUCCUCGUCCCCCGCCUCGCCCAACGAGCGCCAGGCCGGCGGUAAGGUCGCCCGGCGCUUCUCCGACCCCGACAUUCCGUACAUCGACGACGAGGCCUAGCCGGGCGGCGGACCCGGAAAGCCGUUUCCGCGCCGCCCGCGUCCGCGCGCCUCAUUGCGACAGGAUUGUGAUUCACGACAAUAACGAGAACCCUCGUUGUCUCACCAAGCACUUUUUCUAUACUAUAAUUGUAAAGUUUUAUGAAAAGACGGAUUGAAAAUUGAGCUGCAUUUUAGGCAGCGACUAAGACAUUAUUAAUAUUAAUAUGGACCUUUUUGUUUUUUUUGGCCGUCUUUUUUCAGAAAGGGACUAAUGUUACUUACAGUGAGGCAAGUCGAAUUGCACCUUUUCUUUACUUACCUUGCAUUGACCACUGAGUCAGGGGACCAAACUGAGUUCUCAUCUACUAAAUUGUGCCUUACUUUUUUUUUUUUUUCUGUAUAAAUGCAUUGUCUGCUUAUUCAUUUUAAUUGGCAGAAGUGGCAGGGUUUGUUUUCCAUGCUGUAGGUACAACUGAAUCGACUUGUUCCUAUGUUACGGUAAUUUUAGUCUUAAGACGUUUUUUUCCCCUUGUGUUGCUCUGGUGCGUUGUCUACGAUGGUCUGCCUGGUUCCUGCCGCCCCCCCGCCCCCCGUUCACCGCUGAAAGAAGAAAUGACACGGACAGAUUUCAUCACAGGCAAAACGGGAUCUAUGGUGGGAAAAACCUAGCCACGCCUCUCACGGAUACGGAAUGACCAAACAAAUGGCGAUUUGCUGCUUCUGUGUCUACAUCGCUUGUGUCACAGUCCCGCUUAUGGAAAGGGAGAUGGUUAUCUGUUUAAAAAAAAAAAAAAAAAAAUGUGUUAACCAUCCACCCCUUUUCAUUGAAUUUCCCACGAAGACAAUUCAGCUUCUCUCGUGUUCCUUUCCGGCCAAUAACCUCCAGGUUAUAUAAAGCAACUUCAAUGCCAAGCGCAGACUUUCAGUAUGCGAUAACCAUUUAUUGUUGAUGGGAGCAGGGUUCAGCGAGCUUUAUUUGCAUCAAAGCGAGUUGAAACAUUCCUUACCAUAACCGCACAUGUCAUCCAUUUCCAUUCCACACUACUGUAAUGUUCCCUUGCGUUCCACGAGCAAUCAAAUGGUUGAAACGACUUAUUAGCAGUGUAUGUAUAUAGUGCCUUAAAUGAAAGGCGCACAUCAGUGCAGUCUUUUAGAUGCUGUGUCUUUAAAAAGCGUUAAUACAAGGGUCAAUUUGUGUCGAUGGUCGAUCGAGAAGUUCUCCGAUUCGUUAUUCAUUAACUUUUUCCUGGAUGUGUCACUGUCCUGGCGUUUUCCCUUGUUUCUACUGUUCUACUGCUCUCCAUAAUCCUCCACAUGAAAAAUAUAGCAAUAAAUUGACAUUGUAUUUAAUUAUUUAAAAAUCCGAUGCUGUUAUGAGGCUUAACAUUGGCCGAACUUUUUUAAUCCGUGACGAUUGAGAAUCCAGAACUGAAAAGAAGACCGCGCGCGACCACUUGACUGAAACCUUUCUCAGACUGUUUUUAAACGCUUGCUGCUUUGCGUCGAUUCCACGGACGAAAUCGUCCGUUGAGCAGCCGCCUCAAAAGAUUUAUGAACAUUCACUGUGCACAGUGUAAACGGUUUCUGUCCCGGAAACAAACUUUGAUUCUGCGUCCUCUGUCUGUGUGGAAAGUGCGCGAGACUGCUGUAAAAAUGUGUUGAAUGUCUGUGUUUUGUUUGCCUAAGCAUUUGGUAUCGGGGUACACAGCGUACUGUAACAAUGCUACCGGAACAGAUUGAGCACCCGUGCUUAACGAAACCAUAAGAUAUGUCAUUCGCAGGACAUACUGUUAACGCGGAGCGCAUCUUACUGAGGCAGAAAUGGAUACAUGCCAGGACCGCCUUUAGUGUAGGGCAGAGAUCCUUUUUUAAUAUGUACUUUCGUUGAUUUCUAUUUUUAUCUGCAAGUGGCUUACAGAUGUUCUGAAUGUGGUCUAGACUGCUCUUCUCUGGUGGACUUUGAAUUUGGAAUUUGAUGCGGUUGUUUUGAAAAGAAUGAGUGUUUUGACCGUAAUGUAUGGGCCUGUUUGACAGUAAAGUAGUGAGUAGAUUAACUGGUUUAUUUUCUUUCUUUUUUUCUGUUUACUGUAUGUAUGCUAUUCAUCUUUGACAAGAUUGUAUGCGUUUUUUUUUUCUUGCGAGGACAAGCAAGAAUAAAGUUUCGGUGCCAGUG